UGGGUUGGUCACCAUGGGUGGUGUAACGGAACCAGUUUUCCUGUGGCUGCAAGUUGUGUUGGGGGUAACCCUCCACAGAGCCCGUCGUACUUUACUGCAGGCUGCCAUCCUCUUCUGCGUUUUAGCGCUGCUGGUCUGGGUGGCCGUCUUCCUCUAUGGUAGCUUCUACUACUCCUAUAUGCCCACCGUCAGCUUCUCUACACCAGUGCACUACCACUACAGUUCCGACUGUGAUGCUCCCAAUUCCGUCCUCUGCUCUUUCCCUGUGGCUAACAUCUCACUGCUGAAGAAUGGCAAAGACCAGGUUAUGAUCUAUGGUCAGCCAUAUCGAAUCUCUUUAGAGCUGGAAAUGCCUGAGUCGAUUGUCAACAAACAGCUUGGCAUGUUCAUGAUUAAGAUGUCUUGCUACACCAACGAUGGCCAGACAGUUGCAGCUGUGGUGCGCUCUGCUAUGCUGCACUACCGCUCUGGUCUUCUGCAGACCUUGAAUACUUUACUGUUCUCUCCUCUCCUGCUGACUGGGAUGACGGAGCAGAAGCAGCUCGUUGAGGUUGAGCUCUUCUCAGACUACAAGGCCAAUUCUUAUCAACCCACUGUUGGCGCUGUCAUUGAGAUUCAGUCUCAGCGGGUGCAGGUCUAUUCAGUUCAGCUCAGGAUCCAUGCUUUCUUCACUGGCAUCAGAUACCUCCUGUACAAUUUCCCGGUGACGUCUGCAGUGAUCGGUGUGGCCAGCAACUUUGCCUUCCUCAGUGUCAUUGUGCUCUUUGGAUACCUACAGUUUAUAUGGGGGGGACUUUGGCCUCCCGAGCAGGUCAGGGUUAUGAUGGGAGACACGACUCGCAUGCAGUGGAGAAGAGAAGAGGCUCGGAAGCGCAUGUCCUUCUCACAAACUAAAAUUCCUCAGAAAGACAAUGAUCAUGUUGCUGAGCAGUUGGAAGAACCUAGACAAGAAGCAUCCGUAAUACAGAAAGGAAGGUGAACUCACUGAAGUCUGAGAUUUCCGAGUUUCCAGUUGUUUUGGA
Messenger RNA from Oncorhynchus kisutch (coho salmon), 1022 nucleotides. RefSeq names its product BSCL2 lipid droplet biogenesis associated, seipin. Bases 14 to 979 code for a protein of 321 amino acids. The record is from RefSeq and is a predicted model, not a curated record. Lineage: Eukaryota; Metazoa; Chordata; Actinopteri; Salmoniformes; Salmonidae. The transcript has 9 exons. Gene Ontology annotation, biological process: lipid droplet organization; lipid storage. Gene Ontology annotation, cellular component: endoplasmic reticulum membrane.